CUGUGGGAUGCACAAAAACCGCCAUUUUCAAGAAAAGAAAUACUCCAAAAAUGAUUAUUACCAAGCAGUUACCAAACCAAGAAGUUGAAUUAGAAAAGAAAUAAUUAAAAGUGUUAAAAAUAAUUUGUUGAAUAUUGAAAGUAAAACAAAAUAGAAUUGAUGAUGAGAUUGAGGAAGGAGAUGAAGAAGGGAAGGGUAAGGAAGAGGGUGUGGGGGUGGUGAUGAUGGUUCGAACCAAUCCAAACCAUCAUUGCGAAUCUUGGGACGGACUAGCCCACCAUCAUUUUAGAACCCACCUAGCCGGAAAACCCAUAAUUGUCCCUCUAAACAAUCGACCAUGAUGUGGAUUUCAUGACGAAAAUACCCUUCCAGUCUAUGCAAAAACAAAGAAGUUGGUGUUUCCUCCCUCUUCUUCUUCCCCUCUCCAUCCAUCAUCAUUCACAUGACGCCAUACCCCUUAAUCAACCAUCAUCAUACUAAAACCAAAACAUUAAAUCCUCGCCCCUAACCGGCCGCCUUCUAUGCUUACACAUGCAUGAUUGUUGUGUCAGACGAGAGAGUCAUGUCCCCUUCCACACCAAAGCUUCUCUCUUUAUCUUUUUUUUUUUUUUUCUUCUUUCUGUUCUAUCUCUCUCCCUGUACCUUUUAGCUCUAUAUAUUAACACCUCCUUUCUACCACUUUGUCCCUCACUUCACUUCUAUUCCUUUUUUUUUUUACUGCUGCUACUAGUUGUUAAAAACCAGAUUUUAGCUUCCUCGGCCGAAGCUCUCUACCCAACCUCCUUGAAAAGGCAGUUUGAAAAAGCUUGUUUCAUAGUCAUGGAAAGGCUGAACUCAAACCUGUACCUGCAGAACUGUUACAUAAUGAAAGAGAAUGAGAGGCUGAGGAAGAAAGCACAGCUUCUCAACCAGGAGAAUCAAGCCCUGCUAUCCGAGCUGAAACAGAAACUCUCCAAGGCCAACUCAAAGGGAAAUUCAGCAAACACUAUUCCUGACCUCAACCUCAGUUCCAGUUCUAACCCAAAUCCUUCCAAUUCUAGCAAACCCUGAUCCAACAGGAUAGACAUCAUGACCCCACAUAGACUCCCCCUUGCCCUUUUUUUGUGUAAAACCAUAGCCAAACACUAGUAGUAGCUUCCUUUCAAUUAAAUAGGAUAGUACUAGUAUCUGUCUAUCAGGCUUAUUUUCUAUUUUCAUCAUUCUCUUAUCUUCUUCUGUGGGGGUGUUAAGAUAUGGAUGUGUGAACAAAGGAUGUAUCAGGCUACCUGUUAGAAAGGAAUAUAAUAUUAUCAUAGUUCUAGUUUUACUCUCUCUCUCUAAAUUAGAUAAUGACUUCAUUAAAACAGGCGGAUUACUGAAUUGUUCAAACGGACUUCCAUGUUUCAGAAUCACCAAAAAAACGUUGCAAAACUAGAAAUAUCUCUCAGCACCGCUGGUUUCAUUAAAUUGUCACUGAACUCUAUGCUGAAGACUAGAUUUUUCCUUAAUACUAUUUCAUGCAUAUGUUUGAAAAUGCAGACGGUCCCAAAAGAGUAUUGAGUGACUUAAAAAAUACCAGACAUAAUUCGGUAAAAAUAUCCUUCAUCCUGAACAUGAGUACUUAAUCC
Messenger RNA from Durio zibethinus, 1607 nucleotides. The record is from RefSeq and is a predicted model, not a curated record. Lineage: Eukaryota; Viridiplantae; Streptophyta; Magnoliopsida; Malvales; Malvaceae.